This is a messenger RNA of Somion occarium, 2228 nucleotides long. NCBI's taxonomy places the organism in Eukaryota, Fungi, Basidiomycota, Agaricomycetes, Polyporales, Cerrenaceae. The record is from the annotation of a GenBank genome assembly.
GGCAGAGAGAAACUCCUGAACGUCCUGGACGCACCUCCCGUCGCCGCCAUCCGUCGGUCACCGUCGCUGUUGCCGUCGAUCACUGCGUCACGUUCUGCUAAGCACGGCCUGCACGCUACAUCUCAGACCUAUCCAUUCCUCGGCCUGCUAAAACGGUCUGCCGGCGACCCGUAACCACCAACUGCGGACCAGGCUGUUCCGAAUAAGCAGCUGUCUAUCCAGCUACAACGGAACAUAUCUACCACUUCACCCUUUGCUUUACAACCUGUUUCAUUGCCUAGGCGGGGGUGUAUGUGGAAGGAACGGUUACAGCAGCUCGGCCAGCGUCGCAAUCACAACAAACGAGGUAGUAAUCACAGAGACCGCAACUCUCGUCUUCGUGCAAAUACGACCCCCGCAGUCACUUCCGACGAUCUUGCGUCGGCCCGCGAGUUUACUAUCGUUUCUCGUCCUGCCCCGCCUGGCAGAGUUUCUACCAUGGAUUCGGCUGGUCUUCAUCCUAUACCUCCCUCCAAGGUCAAUCUCAAGGCCUGGUGGAACCACUUCAACUUUGCACAGAAAGCAAAGAAGGAGGCCGAAGAGAAGAAAGGCCAGAACGUGGUGUUUGGCAAACCCUUGAAGGAGAGCUUGAGGUAUGCCAGUGUGCAGAUUUCUACCGCGAACUCAAACGGCGACCUGUACGUGUGGGGCUACGUACCAGUAGUUGUUGCGAAAUGGUACGCUGUGUUUCUACUCAUGCUCAAUGUGCGCAUAUUUACAUGCGUCCUCAGUGGUUUGUACCUGAAGGAGAACGCGACUGAGGUACAAGGUACAUUCCGGAUAAGCGGUUCUGCCAAGCGCAUGCGAGAUCUGCAGGCAGAAUUCGAAAAGCCACCAAGGAACCUCGACUGGAAGAAGGAGCAUUACACGGCUCAUGACGUCGCAAGUGUGUUUAGACGAUACCUGACGCAAAUGCCUGAACCAGUAAUUCCUUAUGACAUGUACCAUAGCUUUCGCGAUGCUCUAGCUAAGAAGCCGUAUAAUCAAGACGAGGUCAUUGCUACCUACAAGCGGCUCAUUCGCUCAUUACCUCGAGCAAAUCAGUACCUCUUGCUGUAUGUCCUCGAUCUGCUUCACGUCUUCUCACGUAAAGCGGACAAGAACCUCAUGGAUGCAAAGAACUUGGCCGUCAUCUUUCGGCCAGCAUUGCUUUCCCACCCAUCGCACGAACUGUCGCCCAGAGAACAUCAGCUGAGCCAGGAUGUAUUGGAGUUCUUGAUUCACCAUCAAGAUUGGUUUAUGCUUGACAUACCACCAGCUCCGGUGGCGGCUCAGAGUAGUACCGGAGCCCCAUUGUCUUCGGGAAUGGCUGAGGCGGUCGACUUCAUGCCAAGUUCAGAUGAAGAUCAGCCAGGUGGAUGGAAGUUGAUCGAUAAAGAUACACUUGGGAGCCGGCGGAUAUCGAGAAGGAGAACGACAACGGAGCGCUCUGGCGAUUCGGCGGGCAAAGGCAGGGAAGGUCCAGAUUUAUCGCCAGUAAUGGAGUCACCUCCGUCAAGAUCUUCAAGUCUUCGAACAGCAACAACGAUUUCACGCAGUCGGACAUUGCCAUCCUCGAAAACUCGUCUAGAAGGCACUGCUAGGGAGGAGGAGCGACACACAAAGCUACUCAAGAAACAAAAACGAGCUUCUAUGCAGCAGCAACGAGCGCUUGCUGCGCUUGCGCCUGCUGGAUAGCGUCGCUCCUCCUUACCACUCUAGAUUUUUUCCCGCCUUCAUACGGUCGACGUACGAUUUGAAACGCUUUGCCAUGUCUUUCGCUUUUGCCACCUCUUGUGUAUAACCCCGUUCACACAUUCCUAUCCCCAUUGUACUUCGCUGUUAUACCCCAAUCCCCCUCGCCAUAGUGCUUAUACUCAGUUGUUUUUAUAGUUCGCAGUGGACUUUGUUAUAUUAUAGAUGAGGAUGGCUACUGGAUGUGUUGAGGGGUUCAUUGCUACUCAUACCUAUUUUAUGUGAUACGUGCGGCGCGCUCGAUCAUGUUCGCUAACGGACUAUAGUCGUACUCUAGUUAACAUUGCUUUUACAUGCCUUCUGUUUUAACGCUCUUUGAUUUCGGUGUACGGUAUACUUCGCUGGACGCGCGCAUGCGCAAGUUUAUGUAGAUGUCUUGAAGCUCAAUGCGUAUGUGGUACCAAUCUCGUUCGAUCGCUCAGCUAAAAGCCAAAAGACCCAUUUCAUUCCCAGAU